This is a messenger RNA of Phialemonium atrogriseum, 1620 nucleotides long. Its product is annotated as putative g2 mitotic-specific cyclin-b protein. The coding region runs from base 61 to 1527 and encodes 488 amino acids. Gene Ontology annotation, molecular function: cyclin-dependent protein serine/threonine kinase regulator activity. Gene Ontology annotation, cellular component: nucleus; cyclin-dependent protein kinase holoenzyme complex; spindle pole body. The record is from RefSeq and is a predicted model, not a curated record. Gene Ontology annotation, biological process: regulation of cyclin-dependent protein serine/threonine kinase activity; mitotic cell cycle phase transition. The transcript is spliced from 4 exons. Lineage: Eukaryota; Fungi; Ascomycota; Sordariomycetes; Cephalothecales; Cephalothecaceae.
GUGUAUCAUCAGCACAUUUUGAGACCUCGUUGGUUGUAUUAAAACAGCAUCUCUUGCACAAUGCCUGGCGGACGCCCUACUACCAGGCAGCGCCUCGUUUCUAACGAGAAUGACGAGAACAGCGGCUCGACGCGUGUGACGCGGGCCACGCGGGCCAAGGCUGCCGCCCUCAAUGUUGACGAGCUCUCGCUCCCGUCCAAGGCGGCCCUGCAGUCGAAGAAGUCUACCGUCAACGCCAAUGCCCAAGCCGGACAGCGCAGGCGUGCUGCUCUUGGCGAUGUCAGCAAUGUUACCAAGGUUGAUGUGGAUGCGAAGAAGGUCGUUGCCGGCAAGACUGGGCUUGUAUCCAAGGCUGCCCAGCCCAGUGGUAUCCAGAAGAAGACUACUACAACCAGCACCACCCGAACAGCUCUGGGUUCCAAGGAGAUCAACAAGAAGGUCGAGCCAAAACGCUCUGGAUCUGGCUCGGGUGCCAUUGGGGCCGUUCAGAAGAGAAAGGUGUUGGCAUCCACAUCCAACACCAAGGAAGGAGUGACACCUGAGGAGGGUGAACCUCGUCGCAAGAAGGUGCACACCGCAGAACCCGAGAAACGGUCCUCUAAGUCGGAGGAGAUCGCAAGCAACGUGUUUGUUCCAGAGGCUCCCUCGGCGGUCGAGUUUCCGCCCGGUGUUAGAGACCUCGACAGCGAAGACCUCGAAGACCCGUUGAUGGUUGCUGAAUACGCCAAUGAAAUCUUUGAAUACCUGCGCGAUCUCGAAUGCAACUCGGUCCCAAAUCCUGAGUACAUGUCUCACCAGGACGACCUCGAGUGGAAGACCAGAGGCAUUCUUAUUGACUGGCUCAUUGAGGUGCACACCCGUUUCCAUCUCCUGCCCGAGACCCUCUUCCUGGCCGUCAAUGUCAUCGAUCGCUUCCUCUCGGAGAAGGUUGUCCAGCUCGACCGUCUGCAGCUUGUCGGCAUCACUGCCAUGUUCAUCGCGUCCAAGUACGAGGAGGUACUCUCGCCGCAUGUCGCCAACUUCCGUCACGUUGCAGAUGAUGGCUUCACCGAGUCCGAAAUCCUCAGCGCCGAGCGUUUCAUUCUCAACACUCUCAGCUAUGACUUGAGCUAUCCGAACCCCAUGAACUUCCUCCGUCGCAUCUCCAAGGCAGACAACUACGAUAUCCAGACCCGGACUGUUGGCAAGUAUCUUACGGAGAUCAGCUUGCUUGACCACCGUUUCAUGGCCUAUCGUUCAAGCCAUGUUGCUGCUGCGGCCAUGUACUUGGCCCGUUUGAUCCUAGAUCGGGGCGAUUGGGACGAGACUCUUUCGUAUUACGCUGGAUACACCGAGGAAGAUAUUGAGCCCGUCUUCCAGCUCAUGGUUGACUACCUCGCUCGACCCGUUGUCCACGAGGCCUUCUUCAAGAAGUACGCGAGCAAGAAGUUCCUCAAAGCCUCCAUCCUGACUCGCCACUGGGCAAAGAAGAAUGCCCACAUCUACGGCAUUGCUGAUACCCACCUCUCCCUCGACCAAAUCUCAUAGAGAUGUGGUCUUAUCUCUCCGUCCCGGCACCGGGAUAGACGGCCACCACUUCUAUCAGGAUCUUGUUGACUCAGGAUACACACCACAGCAUAA